This is a messenger RNA of Pecten maximus, 6991 nucleotides long. RefSeq names its product espin-like. The transcript has 11 exons. Gene Ontology annotation, molecular function: actin filament binding. Bases 86 to 2962 code for a protein of 958 amino acids. The record is from RefSeq and is a predicted model, not a curated record. Gene Ontology annotation, biological process: actin filament bundle assembly. NCBI's taxonomy places the organism in Eukaryota, Metazoa, Mollusca, Bivalvia, Pectinida, Pectinidae. Gene Ontology annotation, cellular component: cytoplasm.
UUUGGCAGACGAAGUUUUGUUGGGGAGCCAAGAUGGGAGAGGUGUGCCAGGUAACGAAGUGAAAGAAACCAAAUAAGUGUCGAGAAUGACGAACGAUAGACUUUUCGAGGCUGCUAAACAAGGAGAUUUGACUUAUUUACAAUCUGUGAGUUCAAACUUUGACGAGAAUACCUGCGAUGAAAACGGAGCGAAUUGUUUACAUUACGCUGCCAGAGGAGGACGUCUUGAUGUGGUUGAAUAUUUAAUUAAGAAACGUAACUUCAGUGCAAAGAAAAGAACAAGAGUUGGAGCGACUGCCGCUCACGAUGCAUCUGCAACAGGUAAAACAGCGGUAUUACAGUGGUUGUUGAAACACGCUAAUUGUGUGGUGAAUGACCAGGAUGGCACAGGUGCAACAGUCGCACACCUGGCGGCCAGGUAUGGUCAUGGAGUGCUCAUUGAGUGGCUCAUGGACGAAACUGAUGCUGAUAUUAUGAUGAAGUCUGCAAGUGGUGCUCUACCAAUUCAUUUUGCUGUGUCCGGAGGCAAUAAAGAAGUCGUUGAUAUAAUUGUCAAGGAAACGCCCAGAACGGUGAACCUACAAAUGAUAAAUGGAGUAACACCUGUCUAUUUUGCCUGUCAGGGAGGAUACCUUGAUAUCCUCAAACUUCUGGUGCAGAAAGGAGGCUCCUUAAAAAUGAAGGCUUUUGAUGGAAUGUCUGGAUUGCAUGCAGCUGCUCAACUUGGGAGGCUAGAGUGCAUCAAAUGGCUGAUAAACGAUCAGAAGUGCAACCCUAAUGAUAGGGACUUUGAUGGAGCAAGUCCUCUCCAUUUCGCUGCCAGCAGAGGUCACUACAAGGUCAUUGAUUGGCUAAUGAAGGAAGGAGGGGCCAAGGUCACACUGGACAACCUUGGGGGAAGUCCAUUACAUAAUGCUGCAGAACUUGGUCAAUUACAGUGUGUACAGACCCUACUAGCCAAUGGUUGUAGUGCUGAUAUCACAGACAACAACGGCCUGACAGCUGCAGACCUUGCUGACAAGUGCUAUCACACCGAAUGUGCUAACAAGAUAAAAGCUCAGAUUCACCAUGACGAGGCUGGUUCUGUAGAGUCACAUCCAUUCAACACACCCCCAUCACCCUUGACCUCAACUGGUCCUCCUGACCCUGUGACCUUGAGAUUAGGUCUGCCAAACUCUGAUUUCUCCGGGGUAGCCAGGAACACAGCCACCCAUAGGAAAACAGACUCACUAGAGGUUUCCUUCGAUGUUGAGAGUGAUAAUGAUUAUGUAUCCUCUAUAGACUUCCUCGGCCAUCCUGACAUACACCUCCAGUCUCAGGAGACUGGUGAAUGUGAAUCUAGUGUAUGCUUGUCCGACAAGUCACAGGAAUUCAGCGAAUGUGAAUCCUUAUUGCAUCGUCAACUCUCGCAGCCUGACCUAGAGUUAUCUCCCCCUCACGAUUUUCCUACUGGUGAGGCACCGUGUCAUACAUCGGAUAGUGACAUUUCUUCAGUGCCACCUCAUUAUCGGACAACAAGUGAGUUCUCCUGGAACUCCCUUCGACGAAGGUCAAACAGUGACCCAUCGUCUCCACUACAGCACAGAUCAGGUAGUGAUGCCUUGUCAAUUUCCAGUUCUUUGAGUUCUGUAUCUCAAUCAGCUUCUCAGCCAGAGGACUCUGUUGUUUCUGUGUCGGGGUCAUCUUUGCGACCUCCGUCAGUCGUUAAUUUUGCUAUAUCUCAUCAAGAAGAACUAUUCAAAGCCAUCAGAGCCAGAAGGAUGGAGUCGGAAGUGAAUGUAUCCAGUAAUGACCUUGUGAUUCAAGAGAAGACAACAAUAAACGGAGAAUCAGACAGUACAAAGGAAAGUUCUGAAUCGCGUCGUCUGUCAGACAGUGGUUUGGAGAGUGGGGCCGGGUCAGUAUUACCUACAGAGAUGUCCUCCACUGAAACACCUGUAUAUCUCGCACCACCCCUACCUCCUCCUCCCCCUCCCCCUCCACCGCCAGCUACAGCUCCACCCCCACCUAACCACGCCCGCCUCAAUGGGAUCCUACAGCAGCUUGAAAGGCCAAAUAGUCUGUCAAUGGAAAAGUCUGCGCAAUCAUCAACCAUGUCCAGUCCGCCCAGCUCAGUGACCAGUCCCAUGACAGCCGGACCAGUCAAGCAUGACCUCAUAGCCGAGCUUAAGAUAGCUGCAGCUAGUGGGAACUCCAACCUACGAAAAACCCGUAAACCACGGGAGGACGGUCGAAUGACUUGUAUAUAUUCGUUUGGAUCAAGUGAGAAAGUCAAUGGUCAAAUUUCCAGUGGCCCAAAAGCUCAUGGUCCAUCUAAUGAUGCUAUGAGUGGUCAGGUGACCAAAAAUGGACAACAUGACACUAACAGUGUGACCGAUAUGUCAAACGGCCAAGCUGAACCCAAGAAAUCACAGCCUCCUCCAGAAAAAUCCAUGGUCAUAAUUGAAGCAACGACACCUCCAAAAAGUGUCACUCCCCCUCAAAAUCUGUCAAAAGGGAACGUUCCUCCAAAGACAUCAAAUGGGGUCACUUCUUCUUCAAAGACUUCAAAUGGGGUCACAUCUUCUUCAAAGACCCCCAACGGGACUUCUACAAGCCCAGAACCAGUCAAAGGGACAGACACCUCAAAUGGGACAGAUCCGUUUGAUCCUAAGAAUUUUCUAGACAAAGUGGAUCCUACUGUACCAGACUGGCGGAGACACAUGUUGGCCAGAAAGAUGGCUGAAUCUGCUAAAAAACAGGCCGUGGAACAGAAGAAGAUUGAAGAGGAGGAAAAUAAAUACAAACAUUUGCCUGCAUGGAAACGUCAGCUAAUGGAAAAGAGGGAAGCUGAGGCUAAGGCUGCAGAGGCAAGGAAACAGGAACAAGAGGUCAGUCAGGCCAAGACAAUGCCAGUCAUAAACACUCAUCCUGUUGGAAAAUUGGCACCAUGGCAACUCGAGAUGAAAACGAAAAAGUUGUAACAAAAUCUUUGUAUCCAUAGUAAUGACAUGCACGACACGUAAGAUUUCAUUAUGAAGUUUCACUUGUUGUGUUGUACAAAACAGGCUGAAUCGCAUCCAUGUCAAAAACACUUAAAGUGUUCCUGUGCAGUCGGAGCCUGACAAGAAUUGGGAUCAUGAUAUAACUGACUUCCUUUGCACAGAUAUUGGGAAUUGUGUAAAUAUUUAUGAAUAACAGAGGGAGCAUUCCUCUUCCGACAAAAAAAAGAUGCAAUCUGUCAAAAUCAUGAACACUUCACAUACCUAACAUUGCUUACAUUCCAACUUUUCAUGAUGUUCGCCAACUUGGGGUGUCAUCAUGUUAAGUUUAUAAAUUAAUUAUGUGAUGUAUAUAUUCAAAUGUAAAUGCAGGGAAUGUGAAUGGUGGUGUGAAAUAUGCUAAAAAAUACUCCACAGUAUGAAUGAGGUGACUUGACUCACAGCAGCUCGAGAAUGCAUGAAGAGGGAUAAAAUAUAAUUAUGGCUACGGAUCAUCAAUGUAGUUAGUGUGGCCCAAACACUUUUAUUUACCUCUUUACCUAUUAUCUAAGGCAUUGAUGGUUUCCAUAUAAAUGGCUGAUUUUUUAAAAGACGUAUUUCUUAUAACAAGCUUAUUGUCAAACUGUCCAUUGAGAAUCCUGGUGACAACAAUCGAACAUUACAUGUUGUAAGGUGUGUAACUGUAUGAAAUAGUUUCAUAAAAUGGGUCCAUUAUAUCGAAACUUACAGAGCUUGACAUUUCAGAUUUAUAUUUCAAGGUUUAAAAUUGCAAUAAAUGUUGUAAAAGGAUAAACUUGUAGAAGUUUGGAAAAGGUGCAGCUAGAAACAUCUUUUUUUUUAAUUUAGUUAUAUCAGAUUCAGUGGGACUGUACGCUACUAAUGAACCAAUUAUACAUGAAAAAAAAAUCCCAGACAAUUAUUAUUUGAGCUGGUGUCUCCAAUUCAUUUUCGUAAAUUUGGCAAUCUCAAGUGUGAAUGAAGUUUUGGUCUACAAGUGGAUAUUUCUGAAGAUAUUUAAAAUUAUCUAAUGUAUUUUCUCUUGAGUUGAUAAAAAUAUAUUAUGCUGCAAUACAAUGUUUAAGCAACAUCAAAAUAAUGGUUUUUGUAACAAACCACAAUCUCCAGCAUCAAAAAGCUUCUGAUACUGAAGAACUGUAGUUCUCCCUGUUUUUACCUCUUGACAGGUGUGGAAAUGAUUAUUUAUUUUGUAUUUUUGUCUGUACAGUCUGACCAUCCUAUUAUGAUUUUUAAAUAUGAUAUUUUGUACAUUAUUAAACUUAAUUUAUAACAUGUUCACUAACAUUUCUCUAUCAUAUAUACUAUGGUUUUAUCCAAUCAGAGAAGUUAUUUUAGUUUUACCAAUCACACACUCUUUUACAAGAAAAGACGUUUCACAACAACUCCUUAUAAAGUUUUAGAGAGUUGUAUAUAAUCGAGACACUUUGAUUUUCGAUAUACAUCAGUGGAUUGCAUAGCCCGAGUUUCUUCUGGUCCUGACUAGUUGUCAGGGCCAGAGGAAACUCGGGCUAUGAAUUGCCAUGUACUUAGUCACAUGCCUUUGUAUAAUGAAAUACAGUAUAACUUGAUUUUCCUGUGCAAUAUAUGAUAAAUAUAUAAUAUAUUUAUAUGGUAUCUGUUUUAUGUUUUAUAAAGGAAUAUUAGAUUUGUAUUUGGACAAUCACUUCCUGUUUUAUCUGUGUCAUUAACAUAACGUAUUGGGACAUUUUGAUUUAUCAACAGAUUUUUAUCAAAAUUUAUGUACCAUCUCUUUACAUAAUAGCCUGGGUUGAGGAGUAGCUAUUAUUACCUCUAAUGCCAGGUAGUAUUUAUAACAGUUACUACUUAAGGUAGAUUUUCUAUGAUAUGGUAUAUAUUAUGGACCAGCUGUCUCAAGACAGGUUCCUCAAUACAGAUGGUUUAUCAAAACAAAUCUUAGAAAACUUACGGAUGAUAGAAAUGGACUACUAAGUAUUUCAAAAAAUAAUUAAAUGUCUUCCAAAUAUGUAUUGGUUUGAUGAAUGGAAUUCUCAUACUAUUUACCAUUGCAGUUCUAAUUGUUGAAUACAUUAUGUAUUUUACUUUGAAAUACAUUGUAUAACUAAAGGAGACAAGAAACCAUGGUGAUGGGUAAGGUCAUACAAAACACAUCAAAAGUUUGGUAUGUCGUUUAAAAUUCUUGUACGCUUGCAAUACAGAUAUCCUAAGGUCAACAUUUACUUUGGUGUGCUCAAAUCUUAAUGUAAAACAGACAGAUUAGAGCACUUGGCUAGAUUGUUCAAAACUUGUUAAUCUAACGACUUAUCCUUAUGGACAACACUAGUGGGACUUACUCGAGGCCUCCCUACAUGAAAUGGGCCCUUCAACAUCUCCACAUUGAAGAUACUGGUAGAUGAAGAUGUGAAACUCUCACAUUCUUGUAUGACAGUAAAGGUUACAUAACAUUGUCUGGCAAAGUUCAUAGGUAUAUCUGAUGUGUUUUUAUAGAUAUAAAAAAGAGAUGAACUGUAUGUACAUGUGUUAGUGUGGACCAUGGUAUCAUUAAACAUGUUAAUAAAGAGAUACAUCAAUACAUGAGAACAGUUUUAUACAGAUUGUGGUUGUGUAACGUUGUGUCCAGCUUUUAAUGGGGCACACUGUUGAAAGUUUAUUUUUAAAUUUCUAUUUUGAAAUGGAAAUGAUACAUGUAUAUAACUUUGAACAUUACAUAUGAAACUUAUGUAUAUCAUUAGUUAUAUGACUUUAAUAUAUAAAUAUAUGUAUUUUCUUCGUGUGCUUUACAUAUAUAACCAUGUACAUUACGUGCCGAUCUGUCCCAGAGUGCACCAGCGGAGUGCAAUGCCCUCUGGGACAGAUCGGUAUGCGAUGUACACAGUAUUAUCAGAAACUGUAACGUUAUGUACAAGUAUACCACUGAAACUGAGGUUACAUUCCUUCAUUGCUGCCUCUAACGACUUACAUGUUUAUCACAAUAUUCUGUAAUAUACCUGGAUAUGUAAUAAGGGAACAUAAUUUAAUGAAGAAUUUCAGCUGUGUAUUUUUAUGAUAUCAUUUUAAAUUGUCAACCUCAAGUGAAAAUGAAUCUUAAUUAGUGUGUUUGACUAAAUGACAAUUUUAUACAGUUGUCUUUAUUUGAGAAUUAGGAAUUAUUAAGAUAGCUUGUCCAAUAAUUAUACAUUGUAUAAGAGAUGAAUACAGUCAUCACUUCCUUAUUGGCUAAAGACAUCCAUACAUAGACUAAAUCAUACAAGAAAUAAUUUUAAUGAGGCUUGUCAAUUUUUACUGAGGCUUGUCAAUUUGAGCACAUGCGAUCUCCACCAUUGAAAUUUCAAGUAGAUGGAAAGCAGUAAGAAUAUUGAGAUCCCAAUUGUCUGGCAUGGAGACCAGUCAUUGUAGAGUCAGAAUUGACACAUUGUCUUGCCCAGCCUACAGGGACUCGAUGUACAGUACAUCAUAUGGAUAUUAUAUGCCUCUAAUCAUAGGUAUAGAUUGCAACUUACAUCCCCUUGAACUCCAAUACAUUGUUACAUUACAUAACAAUAGACAAUUUUGUUUUUAUAUCAAACUUGUUACUUAGUAAAUAAAUCAUGUGGAAAAUGUUUUAUAUUUUUGUCAUAUCCGUAGGAAAUACUGUUAUGUUAAUGGUAUAUACAAUAAUGUUACGUUAAUGAUAUAUCCAAUAUUGUUAUGUUAAUGGAAAACAGUGGAACUUAGUUAGUCUGAAUAGUAUUGAUCCAGAAAGUCAACAUACACACCACGUGAUACUUAAUCACAUGUUUAUAUGUGUUAAAUUGUUAAAAUGGGUUUUGUAACAACCUCUUUUGAACAACCAAGAAUCAUUUGUUAGUCUAUUGGUCUAGCUGAUUCGUAAGAUGCAUGGUUAUCUAGCCUGGUCAAUAUUUAAGUUCACAAAGGUCAAAUGCGUCAAGCAACUUAUAAGCAAUUUUUCAGAAUAUCCAAAAGGGCGACAGAAAGAAAUCUGACCACACAUGCAAAUAAAACCAUAUAUGUCUA